Brassica napus (rape) is the source of this 1116-nucleotide messenger RNA. RefSeq lists its product as uncharacterized. NCBI's taxonomy places the organism in Eukaryota, Viridiplantae, Streptophyta, Magnoliopsida, Brassicales, Brassicaceae. The transcript is spliced from 3 exons. The record is from RefSeq and is a predicted model, not a curated record. Bases 1 to 1116 code for a protein of 371 amino acids.
AUGGCAGAUGAAGUCGAUCGAAGAUUAAAUGCGGCUUUGGAUGAGGCUAUCGAUGAAUAUUUUGAAGAUAGCUACAAUAACAUUGUGGAGAACCAAACAAAGAAACAAAACAAACGUGCAUACGUCGAACGAAACCGCGAGGAUGGCCAUAACCGUCUAUGGAAAGACUACUUCUGUGAUGAUCCGACAUUUCCGGCUCAUUUAUUCAGACGGCGUUUCCGCAUGAACAAGGAAGUAUUCAUGCGUAUUGUCGAUCGCCUAUCUGAAAAUAUUCCAUUCUUUCAACAAAUAAGGGAUGCUAUCGGAAGGUUAGUUCUAUCUCCGCUACAAAAGUGUACGGCAGCUCUUCGUAUGCUUGCUUAUGGUUGUGCGGCUGACGCUGUUGACGAAUAUCUCCGACUUGGUGAAAGCACAGUACUUUCGUGUUUAAGCAAUUUCACUGAAGGCGUAAUACAGUGGUUUGGAGCUGAGUAUCUACGAAGACCCACCCCAGACGAUCUUCAACGACUACUCGAUAUUGGAGAGAUACGCGGUUUUCCAGGGAUGAUAGGAAGCAUCGACUGUACUUUAAACGAUAUUAACGUCCUCGAUCAGUCUCCUGUUUUUGAUGACAUUUUACAAGGUCGAGCUCCAAGGGUACAGUACGUGGUCAACAGACACCAGUAUGAUUUGGCGUACUACCUCACUGACGACAUAUAUCCGAAAUGGUCAACAUUUAUCCAAUCAAUCUCACUCCCUCAAGGUCCUAAAGCCGAGUUAUUUGCUAAAGUUCAAGAAGCAACCAGAAAAGAUGUGGAACGUGCUUUUGGAGUAUUCCAAGCUCGAUUUGCAAUAGUGAAAAACCCGGCUAUUUUGUGGGACAAGAGACAAAUAGGGACGGUUAUGCGAACUUGUAUCAUACUGCACAAUAUGAUAGUAGAAACUGAACGGGAUGGCUAUACUCAGUUUGAUACAUCUGCGUUUGAAGAAGGAGACUCGAGUAGGAGUUCACAGGUGGAUAUGUCAUAUUCUACCGACAUGCCUUCAAAUCUCGGUAAUAUGCCUGGAGUACGGAAUCAUUUGAGGCAAAUGACAGACUUGGGUCACGUUCUUCAAUUAAUUGACCCUUUUAAUUAG